GAGAUUUGCGCGCGGACAGGACGUGUAUGCGGUCAACAAGAAUACAUCGAUUUCAUUCAUCAACGAGGAGGCAAACAAGCAUCCCGGUUUACGGAAAGCACAUGAGUGUCUUACCGAGGCAAUGAACCGCCGACCGCCUAUGACUUACUGGAAGAAUAAGGUGAAGCCACGAUACGGGGCGGACCAGUUACUCCAGUACAAGGCCACUCCCUCUACGAAGGGUAAAGCCGAACGCACCACUCCGAACAAUCCGAGCAACAAAACUACGCGGAAGAGGCCUGCAUCCGAUUCCACACCACAUGAAGUAGCGGCCGAACCGGAACCUUUGCUAGAAACACCUGUCGUAAAGCGGGUUCAGGCCAGUUCACACCCACCUUCGCAGCUAACCUCCCUUCCGAUCCUCAGUCUCAGUCCUCCUACUCCCUCGCAAACCCCGUCUCUGCCUUCUACUCAACCACUCUCACAAUCUUCAUCCCAAGCCCUGUCUCUGCCUCCCAUGCAACCUCCCUCGCAAUCUUCGUCCCAAGCUUCGCCGAAUGCGCCUCCUCCUCCCGCCGCGGAGGCUUCCUCCUCUCAAAACGAGACGGGUCAUAUGGACCUCGAUGACGACGAUACCGCUAUGGACUUCUCGUAUCAUGACGAUGGCCGCCUUCCCAAGUCACAGGAUCUUCAGAACGGGGGAGAAGCAGAGAAGCCACAUAACGAGGGAGUGGCACAGAACGAGGGAGAAGCACAUGACUCUCAGGAGGAGGCAGAAGCAGACGAGUCCCGCGACAAGUUCAUUGCCUACUGGCUUAUCGGAGAUCCCAUCCAACGUUUCCCCAUCCCGCUCACAGCGGUGAACCAACGCGAGCAUCUUGUGAAGAUGCAGAUUUUGGUUCCUCACGGUGACAAUGGUUGGGUAGUCAGCAAGCCCUCGUUCAGAGAUAUCGAUCCCCAGUAUUUCCGAGCCGUUGCUGCGUUCCUCUGCAAUGACGAACUCCCAGUCCCUGGUCCAGAGAACACCAGUCGAGACGGGGAGAAUGCGGUCUGGAAAACCUACGCCGGGAUAUGGAAGAUCGCCAUCGAACUCUGUCUGGAAGAUCUCCUGGAGGUGUUGGUGGAAAAGAUACUCGCGCUCCAGCCAUGGCCUCUCACGGAUGAUUUCACACAUUUCGUCUCCGCUGUGUAUGCCGACGACACAGUGCCAGCCUCGAUGGAUGGGGACAUCAAAAUGAGGGAGCUGAUUGCGCAGUUCAUAGCUCAGCAUCUUCACGAUUAUGCUGGCUUCAUCGACCUCGUGAAGCAUCAUCCUGUGCUUGAGAAGGAUGUGCGCCAAGCGAAGGCAUAUGCGGGAACGAAAGAAUUGGAGGAGCGGACGGAUUGAAGGAGUCUUUCCUUCCAUACUUACUUGCACAUGGUGGCUGCUUUGAUUAGCUUUCUGUCUCUGCUGCUCGGAUACUUUCUUCUUCUUCUACUGUGCAGCUUUAUAUCUUAAGCCCUGAUUUCUUUUUUCUGUCUUUGCUGCCUGAAUACGUUCUUUUUCCACUGUCCUGCAUUAUAUCAAGCCCUGAUUUCCUUUCUUCUAGUUUCUUUCUUGCUUUUUCUCAGAAUUCCCGACUUGAAUGGCGUGGCUACCUCUGACUACCACUCGAAGGUCAUUCAACGAAAUGUCAUUCCCCACAAAGUCAUAUUUAGACAGUCCAAGCAUGGCAGAGAAAGGAGGGAUAGUGGAGACGUAGGCU
Molecule: messenger RNA, 1724 nt
Organism: Westerdykella ornata
Lineage: Eukaryota; Fungi; Ascomycota; Dothideomycetes; Pleosporales; Sporormiaceae
Exons: 2
Coding region: 122-1366 (414 amino acids)
Source: RefSeq, a predicted model, not a curated record